Pleurotus ostreatus (oyster mushroom) is the source of this 1035-nucleotide messenger RNA. RefSeq lists its product as uncharacterized. NCBI's taxonomy places the organism in Eukaryota, Fungi, Basidiomycota, Agaricomycetes, Agaricales, Pleurotaceae. The transcript is spliced from 10 exons. The record is from RefSeq and is a predicted model, not a curated record. The coding region runs from base 1 to 1035 and encodes 344 amino acids.
AUGUUCGCGCGUCACUUGCUGGCAUUUGCCGCGCUUCUCCAAACCGGGACGACGCUGGCGCAUCUGGCAGCCUGGCACGAUGGCAUGUACUGCCGAAACGGCACGAGCGGGUCGGACGAGGCGAACGACUAUACCGUCGUCAAACCGCUGUACCAGCUCCCCAGGAACGACUGGUGGCUCCACGGCCUCGACGGGUGCACGAAAUUCCCUCCUGCCCCCGGAAAAUUCCUCGAACUCCCUGCCGGCAAGGAGUUUACUGUCGAGAUAGCUUCGAAUCGGGGCAAGACCUCGCUCUCCUUCAACGGCCGCUUCGCGUCGAACUGGCCGGACGGGAAUAACUACCCCGAAGACUAUAAUGUCCCCUCUUGCAUCACAUCCCCAAAUCUGCACGCGCAAAACCACUCCCAAGCUGCUGGCACAGCAUUCGCCAUCUCGUAUCAAUCGGACAUCGAACGCGUCACGCCGGAGAACCUCGUGGUCUUCUCUGUCAAGUAUCACACGCCCUGGAAGAGAGUGACGACCUACAGCAUCCCUGCUGCACUGCCAGCUUGUCCCGAAGGCGGGUGCCACUGUGCCUGGGCAUGGGUCAGUACCAUCGACUCCGAAUACCGAUUCUUGCAUUUAACAUUAACCACCCUCCUAUUUUUUUCCAUCCAGAUUCCCAACGGCUCACGAACGCCUCCGCGCCGCAGAUGCGGCCAGCCGAACAUGUACCAGCAGGCAUUCAGGUGCAAAGUCACCGGUGCUACAUCAACUGCCCCCGUCGCGCCGGGGCGACCCCCCGUCUGGUGCGAAGACGACGCGUCGAGGUGCACGCAGGGCGCGAAGCAGAUGCUCUACUGGAACCAGCAGGACGGCAACAACAUCUGGGUCCAGGGACGCGAUAGGGCGGGCGCGCCGAAGUCCCCCGCGUAUAACAGCAAGUGCGGGUUUGUUGAUGGGGCGCAGAACGAUAUAUUCUCGACGGCGCGCGGGAAGGAACGGCGCUGUGCGGCUAGAACGAAACGCGCAUCUGCGGCGCGCAGAGGAUUAUGA